Messenger RNA from Jaminaea rosea, 1611 nucleotides. Its product is annotated as cwf21-domain-containing protein. NCBI's taxonomy places the organism in Eukaryota, Fungi, Basidiomycota, Exobasidiomycetes, Microstromatales. The transcript is spliced from 2 exons. The coding region runs from base 201 to 1493 and encodes 430 amino acids. The record is from RefSeq and is a predicted model, not a curated record.
CGGGAAGAUGUAUGUGGAUGUAGGAUAAGAAGGCCAUCGAUCCGCAUCUUGCGCGUCGAGCGGACGAGGUCGAAAACGCUGUGGUCUACUCUAGUUCCGCCCGUUGACCCAGAGUCACGCCGACGAAAGGGAAAGUCGGCUACGGCCACUCAGCUCCACUCUUCCUUCCUCACCCUCACGUUCUCUUCCAGCCGGCUAGCAUGUAUAACGGCAUUGGCCUCGCCACGCCGAGAGGCUCCGGCACCUCCGGCUACAUCACAAAGAAUGUCUCGCACUAUCGCCCGCGCGAAGACUACCGCAAUGUCCAGGAGAAACCCACCCUCAACCGCCAGCCAGAUGCAGGCAUUCUCGAGCAUGAUCGCAAGAGGCGCGUAGAGGUGAAAUGCAUGGAGCUGCGCGACCAGCUCGAGGAUCGCGGCCUGCCCGACGCAGAGAUCGAGCAACAAGUUGGGGAGCUGAGGAAGAGCUUGCUUGCUGCUUCGCAAGGACCGGGGCCAGCGAGGGGUGGGCCGAGUCAUCAAGAGAUCAAGAAUCUCCGCCCUUCAGACGUACACGCCCGCGGUGUAGCUAAGCAGAGGGAAGUCGAGUCCUUUGGCCGGGCGUUGCGCAUCGAUCCCGAAUAUCAGGAGGGUCAAGCUUGGGACAAGGAGCUACAGGAGCGGCGCAAGCAGGAGAGAUUUGAGGCAAAGAGACGCAAGCUGGAAGAAGAGGAGGAGCGAAAGCGCGAGUGGGCAGAGAAGCGUGAGAGAUUGGCGAGGGAGAGGGAUGAGUUUGAGAGGGAGAUGAGGAGAAAUCGCGAAGAGAGGGGCAGGAGAGGAUACGAGAAUGAGGAGCGCAGAGACGCCAGAGAUGGACCGCCGGGCAAGAGGCCACGCCGCUCUCCUUCGCCUGCACCGAGAAGCGGACGGCGCUACGACAGCGCCUCUCGUUCGCCUUCCCCACCUCCACGACGCCGCCGAUCAGACGACGAGGACGACCGAGACUACCGUCGUCGCUCCCUUUCUCCACCGCCUCGUCGACGACAGCCCAGCUUCACUCCCUCCGACGAUAGUCGCGGUCGCGGCCCGGGUCGUGGACGCAGAGACAGCUACUCGAGCCGAGGACGCAGCUACAGCUACAGUCGCAGUCGCAGCCGGAGCUAUAGCCGAUCACCAAGCCGCAGUCGCAGCCCUCCACCAGACGGUCGCCGUCGUCGCACUCCACUCAGCGAGGCCAGUCGCUCGCCCUCGCCUCCUUCCGGACGUCGUGAAGCACCGCCGCCGCGAAGACAGCGCAGGGACUCUCGUGAUGCAAGCCUUAGCGAGAGUAGGAGCUCCUCGUUGCCCCCUUCUCCUCGCCGUCGUGCUGCGGAAGAGGAUGCGAGGAGGAGUGGUCGUGGCGCGAGACGAGAUGAUAGCAGGGGAAGGAGCAGAAGCCGGAGCAGGAGCGUCGAUAGUAGUAGUAGCUACUCUGGUAGCAGUCGCUCGAGUAGGAGCCCUUCGCCUCGACGUUGAAGAAGCUCAAGAGCAGGACGAAGCUUGUUUCCGACUAUCAAUGAUCAUCAUAUCCAAUCGCAGAAGCUUCAGGUAGACCAGACUGCAACUCAUCUCUCUCACUCUUCUUGGCCUGUUC